Messenger RNA from Pongo pygmaeus (Bornean orangutan), 1881 nucleotides. RefSeq names its product receptor accessory protein 4 (gene REEP4). Bases 463 to 1422 code for a protein of 319 amino acids. The record is from RefSeq and is a predicted model, not a curated record. Lineage: Eukaryota; Metazoa; Chordata; Mammalia; Primates; Hominidae. The transcript has 8 exons. Gene Ontology annotation, cellular component: cytoplasmic microtubule; endoplasmic reticulum tubular network; endoplasmic reticulum membrane. Gene Ontology annotation, molecular function: microtubule binding. Gene Ontology annotation, biological process: endoplasmic reticulum tubular network organization.
GCCUGCGUGGCGAGCCGGAGCCCUAGGGUUGGGCAGCACUCGGUUCCGUGCAACUUUCAAGUGAGUUGCAAACUCCGCCUUGUAGGCCGGUGCUGGUGGCCCGGCGCGCUGGAACCGCGGCAACCCGCUUCAGCUCGGGACCAUCAGCAAGGGCCAAGCGCCAGGUUCUCCGCGGCAGGAAGGGCGGGUCGGAGCUGUAACUGCCCCGGCCGCGAGGCGCGCCCGCUCCCAAGUCGGCUUCCUUCCUGCCGGGGCCGCUUUGCCUCGGGUCUCCCCAUUCUCCAGGUCCCCUGAAGGGCACAGUCGGAGGCCGAGGGCGGCGGGCUCUGCCUCCGCCGAGGGACAGCCAGAUCGCCCCUCUGCUUCCCGCAACUGCCCUGAUCACCCCCCGUCCCAGCCCUUGAGUGAACGUCCUUCUGAGCGGCUUCCUGGGGUCCUCCGCACGUCCCAAAGACCGGCAAGAUGGUGUCCUGGAUGAUCUGUCGCCUGGUGGUGCUGGUGUUUGGGAUGCUGUGUCCAGCUUAUGCUUCCUAUAAGGCUGUGAAGACCAAGAACAUUCGUGAAUAUGUGCGGUGGAUGAUGUACUGGAUUGUUUUUGCACUCUUCAUGGCAGCAGAGAUCAUUACAGACAUUUUUAUCUCCUGGUUCCCUUUCUACUAUGAGAUCAAGAUGGCCUUCGUGCUGUGGCUGCUCUCACCCUACACCAAGGGUGCCAGCCUGCUUUACCGCAAGUUUGUCCACCCGUCCCUGUCCCGCCAUGAGAAGGAGAUCGACGCGUACAUCGUGCAGGCCAAGGAGCGCAGCUACGAGACCGUGCUCAGCUUCGGGAAGCGGGGCCUCAACAUUGCCGCCUCCGCUGCUGUGCAGGCUGCCACCAAGGUGCUCCGGGCCCCCAGCCCUCCAGCAGCCCCCAUCCCACCCCUAAGGCCCUUUGGGCUCAUUCAACUCCUCUGCCAGGGAGCCCAGAGAUGGCAGCCAGGAAGCAGGGGUGAGAAGGUGACAGGGGGGUAUUGGCAGAAGCGUGGAGCUGGAGUCAGACCUUCCUUCCUAGCUCUGGCACUGAGUAGUCAGGGGGCGCUGGCCGGCAGGCUGCGGAGCUUCUCCAUGCAGGACCUGCGCGCCAUCCCUGAUGCGCCUGCCCCUGCCUACCAUGACCCCCUCUACCUGGAGGACCAGGUGCCCCACCAGAGGCCACCCAUUGGGUACCGGGCCGGGGGCCUGCAGGACAGCGACACCGAGGAUGAGUGUUGGUCAGAUACUGAGGCAGUCCCCCGGGCGCCAGCCCGACCCCGAGAGAAGCCCCUAAUCCGCAGCCAGAGCCUGCGUGUGGUCAAGAGGAAGCCACCGGUGCGGGAGGGCACCUCGCGCUCCCUGAAGGUUCGGACGAGGAAAAAGACUGUGCCCUCAGACAUGGACAGCUAGGGUCUGCUGCAUCUGGCCCCUUCUUACCUCGUGCCCUGCAGGGCUCCAGGGCUAUUUGGAGGGACCUUGGGCUGCACAUCUGGCCUGCCUGCACCAGCUGCCUGGGCCCCGCCCUCCUGACUCCUGCUGAUGGUUAAGGGCCGGCAGCAGAUGCUGCCAAGUCCACGUGCAGGGAUGCGCCCACAAUGUACCAAAGCAGGCUGGGCCCAGGGUUCUAUUUAUUGCCUUGCUCUGCCCUCUCCCUUCCCCGGUUGUGGGACAAGAGCCCUCCCUGAACCCCCGCAAAUGAAACCAAAUGUCCACCUGGGUGUGUUCAUUCCUUCUUGUCCUUCAAAGUACUUGAUAGCCUUUCAUAAGGCCUGGCACGUGUGUCCUGGUUGUGUGUGUGUGUUGGUGAGUGAGGUCAGGUUUGCGAAUGUUUUGAUAAAUAAAUACAUAAAGGGGUUCUGUUUCUCCUGA